This is a messenger RNA of Anguilla rostrata (American eel), 4095 nucleotides long. Its product is annotated as transcobalamin-2-like. NCBI's taxonomy places the organism in Eukaryota, Metazoa, Chordata, Actinopteri, Anguilliformes, Anguillidae. Gene Ontology annotation, molecular function: cobalamin binding. Bases 2334 to 3086 code for a protein of 250 amino acids. Gene Ontology annotation, biological process: cobalamin transport. The record is from RefSeq and is a predicted model, not a curated record. The transcript is spliced from 8 exons.
ACAGGAUGACUGUGACUGUGACUGUGAUUGCGACUGCUCUUCUCACCACAGCUCAGCUGCUGCUGCUAGUCACAGGGACCCUCUCCAAUGGAGCUCUCUGUAUUUCAUCCAGGUCACGAUCAGGGCUCAAACAUCACACUGACCGUGUUUGACAGCUUCACAAACUUCAACAGGACUUACCCCGCCCACACUGCAUACAGGGGGAGCCUGCUGGGAGCCAUGAAGAGGCUCCAGGACGCUGAUCCUUCUUUCACGUUUAACACCACAAAAAACUUUGACUACGGCCCAUACCUAGUGAUUGUCAAUGGCCUGGAAGCACAUGACAAUGUCUACUGGGAGAUCCUGGUUGAGUAUAAGAAUGGAACUAUAAUCAGGACUAAUGUGGGUAUUGGCUGCUACCUCCCCGAAAACAAUGAACACGUUGUCCUGAAAUUCACCAAAUGGUGAAUCUGUGCAGUCACAAACAAGAGCAAAGCAAUAUUCACACUGGGCCAUUUUAUGACUUUGUGAAUGGCCCAGUGUUUGAUGAAAACAUGAACAAAUCUAAUAAAAUGGAAAGAAAAACACCAAAGUGUCUGUUUGUAUAAUUUGAGGAGCAGUCAUGAAUCUGCCCUGUGCCUUUCUCUACCCUGGCGGCUGGGUUUGGUUAUUAAAGCACUUGGAUGUGAGGCCUGGGAGAACAAUGGUGCUGGAAGUGAUGGCUGUGGUUCAGGUGGUAGUCUUCCCUCUCUGCCAAGCAGAAAGCCAAACCUGAUUUUUUUUUUCUGGUCAGAUGAAUACCACUUUGUGUUUGUCACAUUAGUUUUAUGAGCCCCAGGAUUAGCUGUGUAUGUGUGUGAUGUGAUUACAUUUUUGAAUCAUUACACAGCACUAUAAGGCUUACAUCAUAAUUAAAUUUGGCACAGAACUAGAAAUGUGUUCAGGUUCACUGUCCAGAACUGGCGAGGAAGAAGUGGCUCCUGGGAAACACAGGUCAGACAGACAUCACAUUCAUGAUCAAAGGAGAAAUGUAUUUCAAGAGUCAGUCACCCAACAGACUGCACCAUGCACCUAAUCUAUUUUUAAUUCCUUAUUUUAAUGAGCCAUAUGCCUCUAAUCUGGUAUAUAUUAAGUAAAACUCCAGCAUCCUUAGAUUGCGUCAUCCAUUGAAAAAGAAUUUGCUAAGAGCCUCUAAAUUUUACUCUGAGAUUACUGUCUCACGUUUAAAUGAAUAAAGGCAAUCAGGUGACCAGGCAUAUCCAACUCAUGGUCAUGGUUUAAAUGGCCACAUUAUGGCUGCAGUACAGAAGAGCUGUAUAAAGGUUCACCAAUAAGCUUCCUAUAUCGACUCACAUGGAUGAUUAAUUACUCCAAAAUGUCUUUUCUUUCCUUUAUUUUGGUUCCUUUUCUUUGCUGCUCAUGUCUUUCAGAUGCAUACCCACUGUAAACAGACAGGUGUGAGGCUCGUAAGUCCUGACAGAGCGGAUAAUCUGCUUAGUGCAUCACUAACCCUAAAAGAACAUCUGAUGGAUCCCCCCCCAGCACGAGGAGGAGCUUACAUUGGUUAUGUGCCAAAAUCAUUCCACUUUGUGCAAAACCCUACAACUUAGCAAAGCCAGAGAAACAUGUAACAUACACUGAUUAGCAGACAAUGAUAAAUUGCACACGAGUGGUGAUUCAAUUGCACAGAAAUAUCAAAAUUCUCAGAAAAAUAUUCAAAUAAAAUGUGGUCCAAUGUGAAACAAUAAAAUAACAGUACAAUUAUAGAUUCCCUAAUGUGUAUUUAAUUGAACAGCUUCUCUACCUGCCUCUUCUCGUCUCUGUGAAGGUGCAGGGAAAUUAUGCACGUUAAAACGAUUAGCAGCCGUAGGGCUUAGUGCAAGCAGUACUGUGUUGCCUCGCACAAUCUACUUUUCAUCAAUUACUGCAGCAGCUCUGGUACUAGAAGCCCUUGCUGGGAAGUAUUUUUGAGAAGAAACUCUUGCUGUGUCCUUUGGAGACCUGCUGGUUAUCAGGAGAGUACACAGCCAACAUCCUGGAUAUCUUUUACACUGCUGAAAUUAUUUAGCACAUGAAAUUGGACAGCAAGUACUGAUGGAAUUAGAAGAGGCUUGAUGUGUGUGAUAGAGAGGCACGUGUUUCAUAGUCGUAGUUUUGUUAGCGUGGUCUUUUGAUCCAAAGCUAAAAAUGGCACUGGGAUGAUAGUUUAUGAGGGCAAAAGGCACACACUUGCUGAUUUUGCUGUCGAAGGAUAGUAGCUGAAGCGGAAAAGAAGAAUCUAAAUUGAGACGGUGAGUUUGGAGAGGUGAGAGCAGAGGGUGCCUUUAAGUCCAGGAUGUGGAGUGGAAUUAGAAAUGAUGUUUAAUGUCCUCCGGUUGGACAGAAAGAAACGCAGCAUGAGGCUGGCCACUCUCCUGCUUCUGCUGGCUCCAGCCCUCGAAGUGAUCACACCCACACCUGUGCAACCAGUGGAGGGGGAAGCCGAGUUCACAGACACACCUCUGCAAGAGGUGGAGGAGGAGACGGUGUUCACACCCACACCUGUGCUAGAGCUGCAAGAGGAAGACGCCAGCACAGGGUGGAUGGAGGCGGGGGUGGAAACAUACUGGUCUGGGACAGCCCCUCUCUGCAUGGGGGGUUGUAUGGGGAAACACACAGAGCUCAGGAGAGAUCCAUGCGGGGAUUCCAGCUGCUGCUGGGUGGGGUACAAGUCCCUCUGCAGAGUGACCUGUGGGAAACCGGAUGCUGACUUCAAUGCUGUGGUCUCUGGGAGCAGCUGGUGGGUGGGCUCAGUUGUGAGACACACCUGUCGUCCUGGCUUCCUGCUCAUAGGAAAUUCAUCCAGCACCUGCCAGCCCAAUGGCAAAUGGACCCCCAAACCCACUUGUCUUCGUAUAUGCCAGCAGAAUCGCCUGGAGAUUAACGAGAGGGACAUCGACGGAAACUGUUCCUCUACCUGCUCCAUGAAAGCCUAUGCCGGUUUGCCCAAGCGUGGCUGUGUUAAGAUUGACAACUGUCAGUCCAAGGAGCCAGGCUGGAAGCGCUGGUUCACGGCAUGUGACAACUGCGUGUGCGACUGCUAUGCAUCCUGCAUAUCUUCAGGAUGAAGAAAUGUGUUUCGGUGGUACAUUGGGAUUUGGGACAUUGUAAAAACCAUCAAGCUCCAAGAAGAUACUAAUGGAACCUUGCUUACACAACUGAAACCAAAUUCCUUCUUUCAACUCAAAUUCAUUAUCAUUAUAUGUCCGUAAAGAAUUAUGUGCAAGAGACAUCACUCCAUGCUGUGAAGUAUUUCAUACCAUUGCUGUAUAUUUCACUGCUUUAUGCUUGGAUAUAUUAAAUGCAGAUAUAGCAUCUAUCUCUGACAGCUUAAUACAGUCCUCAUCUGGAGUAGUGUGUUUUUUUGCCGAAUGAGGACAUUAUCUCCCCUAUUUGCACUGGAACAAUUUCCAGCAGCAAUAUGAUUAGCCCAAGAGGUCUCCCAUAGUACUACUAACAAAAGCCAGCCUGCUUUGAUUCACCUAUAAGGAAGGAGAAAUGUACAGGAAUACAAGGUGGUAUAAUUUACUAUUGAAGCCAUUAGGCAAGACAGGUGCACAGGUAGUAUUAUAUAGAAUUGAUUCCAUUAGGGAAAAAAACACAGGGUGGCACAGCUGCUGGUCAAAUAUAGGGAUGACAUGCAGUUUUUGUCCGCAGUGAGAAACAGACAGUCAGCCAAUAACAGAAUAUUAACCAGAGGUGGGUUAGGUAUUCAGUACCAAUAUUUAUUUACAAAAUGCUUCACUUUCAACCAUGAAACAAUUCACUUGAAAUGGCUAACUAUAAAAGACCAGGGCAGUGCUUUGCUUUAUUCUUGUUCGGAACACUUACUGAGCACAGUGGGCUACUUGUUUUGCAUGAUGAUGAAAAUUGUAAAAAUAUAAUACUGUAAUAUUGCAUUACAUUACAUCCAUUUACUAGACACUCUUGUUCAGAGCAUCUCUGCCAGACCACAUACAUAUGUGCAAACACAACACCAAAACCACUGUACAGAAUUAUGCUAAAGCCUACAAAUGAUUCAGUAUUCUCAGCAACAACAAAAACGUUGUUCAAUGCAUUAAGGACUCUUGCACUCAA